AUGACUGAAGCUAAGAGACAAAAGACUGCCGAUCAACCAGCUAGACCACAAAACAUUGGUAUUAAGGGUAUCGAAAUUUAUAUUCCUGGCCAAUUUGUUAACCAAGCUGAAUUGGAAAAAUUUGAUGGUGUCUCUACUGGUAAGUACACAAUUGGUUUAGGUCAAACCAAUAUGGCUUUCGUCAAUGAUAGAGAAGAUAUUUAUUCCAUGUGUUUGACUGCUUGUUCAAACUUGUUGAAGAAUUAUCAAAUUGAUCCAAAUUCCAUCGGUAGAUUGGAAGUUGGUACCGAAACUUUGAUUGAUAAAUCUAAAUCUGUCAAGUCUGUCUUGACUCAAUUGUUCCCAGGUAAUGGUGAUAUGGAAGGUAUUGAUACUGUCAAUGCUUGUUACGGUGGUACCAACGCUUUAUUCAACUCUUUAAAUUGGAUUGAAUCAAGUGCUUGGGAUGGAAGAGAUGCUAUCGUCGUCUGUGGUGAUAUCGCUAUCUAUGAUAAAGGUGCCGCUAGACCAACUGGUGGUGCUGGUACCGUUGCAUUGUGGAUUGGUCCAGAUGCUCCAUUGGUCUUUGACAGUGUUAGAGGUUCUUACAUGGAACAUGCUUAUGAUUUCUACAAACCAGAUUUCACUUCUGAAUAUCCUUACGUUGACGGUCACUUCUCUUUGAAAUGUUACGUUAGAGCUUUAGAUCAAGUCUACAAUACUUACUUAGCCAAGGGUAUCAAGAGAGGUUUAAUUGGUGAUGAAAGCAAGCCAUUGACUGAAUUCUUCGACUACAACGUUUUCCACGUUCCAACUUGUAAAUUAGUCACUAAAUCUUACGGUAGAAUGUUCUUCAACGAUUGUAAGAGAAAUAACUCACUAUAUCCAUCCACUGAAUCUGAAGAAGAUAUCAACAACUGGAAGAACAUGGAAUACGAAGAAUCUCUAGUUGACAGAGGUGUUGAAAAGAAAUUCGUCGGUUUAUCUAAGUCUCUAUACGAUGCAAAAGUUGCUAAAUCUUUAAUCGUCCCAACUAAUACUGGUAACUUAUACACCGGUUCCGUAUACUCUUCAUUAUCUUCAUUAAUUUAUUACGUCGGUAGUGAAAACUUGCAAAACAAAAGAAUUGGUUUAUUCUCUUAUGGUUCUGGUUUAGCUGCCUCAUUGUUCUCAUGUAAAGUCGUUGGUGAUUUGAGCAAGAUCGCCCAAGUACUAGAUUUAGACAACAAAUUGAACGUCAACAGAAAACAACAAACACCACAAGAAUACGAACAAGCUAUCCACUUAAGAGAACACGCUCAUUUGCAAAAGAAUUUCAAACCAACUGGUUCAAUUGAUUUGAUUGCUGAAGGUUCCUAUUAUUUGACUGAAGUUGAUGACAGAUUCAGAAGAUCAUAUGCUAUUAAAGAAUAA
This is a messenger RNA of Vanderwaltozyma polyspora DSM 70294, 1392 nucleotides long. RefSeq names its product hydroxymethylglutaryl-CoA synthase (gene ERG13). Gene Ontology annotation, molecular function: hydroxymethylglutaryl-CoA synthase activity. The coding region runs from base 1 to 1392 and encodes 463 amino acids. The transcript has a single exon. Lineage: Eukaryota; Fungi; Ascomycota; Saccharomycetes; Saccharomycetales; Saccharomycetaceae. The record is from RefSeq and is a predicted model, not a curated record. Gene Ontology annotation, biological process: ergosterol biosynthetic process; acetyl-CoA metabolic process.